Messenger RNA from Scophthalmus maximus (turbot), 4564 nucleotides. It is a transcript of the gene smarcd3b, whose product is annotated as SWI/SNF related, matrix associated, actin dependent regulator of chromatin, subfamily d, member 3b. The transcript is spliced from 14 exons. Gene Ontology annotation, cellular component: nucleus; SWI/SNF complex. NCBI's taxonomy places the organism in Eukaryota, Metazoa, Chordata, Actinopteri, Pleuronectiformes, Scophthalmidae. The record is from RefSeq and is a predicted model, not a curated record. The coding region runs from base 323 to 1855 and encodes 510 amino acids. Gene Ontology annotation, biological process: regulation of transcription by RNA polymerase II.
CCCUGCCAGACCCCCGCACAGCUCCCCCACCACCUCCACCUCCAAGGGGACGUGCUGGGCUCCUGAAAGGCAGCUCAACUAAAAAGUGAGCUAGACACAGUGAGAGACUCGAUAUGGCUGCUGCACAUUCAAAAUAGAGGGAGAGGGAGGGAAGAGAGAGAGAGAGAGAAAAGGAGAGUCAGGGACAGGCAGUGCUGAAAAGGAGAGCACAAAGAGAAGGAAAGUGGAGCAGGGGAGGGGAACAGGAGGCUGGGUGAAGGGAGAGGGAAAGACAAAAGAAGGAGAGGGGAGAAUUAGCAGGGUGAACGGAGGGGCUGAGCAAAUGGCUACGGAGGAGACUGCGGGGGGAGCCAGGAAAGCCACCAAGAGCAAACUGUUUGAGUUCCUGGUCCAUGGAGUGCGUCCUGGCAUGCCGUCUGGAGCGAGAAUGCCCCACCAGGGAGCUCCCAUGGGCCCCCCCGGCCCACCAUAUGGAGGAAGCCCAGCAGUGCGGCCCGGCCUGCCCUCCCCGGUGAUGGAGCCCAGUCGCAAGAGGCCUGCCCCCUCCCAGCAGGUCCAGCAGCAACAGCAGCAGCAGCAGGCAGUCCAGAACCGGGCCAGAAAGAAGCCAGUCGGAUUCCCCGGAGCCAAUGAGAUGCCGGCGAGGCAGAUGGACAUGAGAGAGCCCCAAUCAGAUCCCACGCUCGGAUCAAAUGCUAAGAGAAGGAAAAUGGCAGACAAGAUUCUUCCGCAAAGGAUCCGUGAGCUGGUCCCUGAGUCCCAGGCCUAUAUGGACCUGCUGGCCUUUGAGCGCAAACUGGACCAGACCAUCAUGCGCAAACGUGUGGACAUCCAGGAGGCACUGAAAAGACCAAUGAAGCAAAAGCGUAAACUGAGGCUUUACAUAUCCAACACCUUUAACCCUGCCAGACCCGACGCUGAUGACUCUGAUGGCAGCAUUGCAUCAUGGGAGCUGCGUGUAGAGGGGAAGUUGCUCGAUGAUCCGGGGAAGCAGAAGAAGAAGUUCUCUUCAUUUUUUAAGAGCCUGGUGAUCGAGCUGGACAAAGACCUUUAUGGUCCUGACAACCACUUGGUUGAGUGGCACCGCACGGCCACCACCCAGGAGACAGACGGCUUCCAGGUGAAGAGGCCAGGAGACGUGAGUGUGCGCUGCACUCUGCUACUGAUGCUGGACUACCAGCCUCCCCAAUUUAAGCUAGACCCUCGUCUGGCGCGGCUGCUUGGCAUUCACACUCAGACUCGCUCCUGCAUCAUCCAGGCCCUCUGGCAGUACGUCAAGACCAACAAGCUGCAGGACUCCCAUGACAAGGAGUACAUCAACUGUGACAAGUACUUCCAGCAGAUUUUUGAUUGCCCACGGCUGAAGUUCUCUGAAAUCCCUCAACGUCUCACCAACCUCCUCCUGCCCCCAGACCCCAUCGUCAUCAACCAUGUUAUCAGUGUGGAUCCUAAUGACCAGAAGAAGACAGCAUGCUACGACAUUGACGUGGAAGUGGAAGACCCCCUGAAGAGCCAGAUGAGCAGCUUCCUCCUUUCCACCGCCAACCAGCAGGAAAUCGCCUCACUUGACAACAAGAUCCAUGAGACCAUCGAGUCCAUUAACCAACUGAAGAUCCAGAGGGACUUUAUGCUCAGUUUCUCCAGAGAUCCUAAGGGUUACAUCCAGGACUGGCUCAAAUCCCAGAGCAGAGACCUUAAGUUAAUGACAGACGUAGUGGGGAACCCUGAAGAGGAGAGGAGGGCAGCAUUUUACCACGAGCCUUGGUCCCAGGAGGCUGUUAGCCGCUAUUUCUACUGCAAGAUCCAGCAGAGGAGACAGGAGCUGGAACAGGCAUUAGCUGUUCGCAACACCUAAACCGUGAAUCUCUGCAUCUGAUAUCAGAGCUUUGUGUGUGUUUGGAUGAGGCCAUCAGUAUAGUCUGCUGAAACCUAAUACCUCUAAAAAUGUCAGUAACUUAAAAAACAGUCUUUGUCUUUGUGAAAGCAAUGACACAAAUGAGGUUUCCACAAGCCGGGAGCAAUAUUGUGCAGGACUGUGAGGAAACCAUCGCUAAUCACAUGUAUUCAGCUGCAUGGUCAGCCCUCAGAAGUCACCUUGGACCACUAACAUCCUCUGACUCACAGUCUGAUAAACAAGUUUUGCUCCUCUUCAUCAAUCUCUGCUUCGUAAAUACAUCACUAGCUAACCCCUUUUCUCCUUUUCAAAACAAACUCAACUGACUGCUCACACGGUUUUUGGAUACUCGUCUCAAAAGAGUUUGCUGCUUUGUCCGACAAAAAUGGACGUGACGUAACCCUGUGUCUUAGUCAGUCCUCACAGUCUUUAUACUUCAUGUUGUCAAGUGAUUUUUUGGAUUGGAUUUUUUUGGGGAGGUGUGAUUGUAAGUGUGACUGUGUGUUUUCAAUUGUUCUCAUUAGUUUUUGAAAACACUGAUUAAUUACACCAGCAAAGUCAAGGUUGUGACACAUUUAGUGGUUGCAGGGAAUCAAUGCUAUCUAUAAACCUGAGAUGUUUCAUUCAUUUUCAGGUUUGAGUAAAUCAAUUUGACUGCUACCAAUGUGUCUCACUUAAGUCUUAUUCGCCAGUAAACUGAUUUGUUUUCUUUUUACAGUGAUACCUACAUCAGUAUUAGCUGAGUUAACUGUAAGUAUUAUCACAUUAAUGGAUCCAUGUCUGUUUAUAGGAAAAAUUGUGUUGAUCAUGGUAUUGAUCAUGAUAAUAAGAGCUUGUCUUUCAUUAAUCAUAGAAGAAUUACAAAUGUUCUUAUACAUGUUGAGACUUGUUGACUGAUUUGUUUCGUCAAAGUCAGUCAAUGCCUUUUCCUUGUGUAGUAUUUUUGCCUGUUAUUGGUUUGAAAGUUUUACCAAAGGUUGCAACAAGAAGAAGAGAAUAUGAUCACUGAAAGAAAUCACGAAGAAAUUUAUCAAAAAUUAAGAUCUGGCUUUAGUAGAAAUUGCAAACAUUUUCUUUUUGUGUUGGUUGGUCUAGAAAUAUCCAAACACUUUGAGUCUCAAGUUAAACAAACUCUAAAACUAUUAUUGCAAUUAACAGUUAACAGGGCUUUGUACAUUUCUACACUUUAAUUUUAUUUUUAAAUUUCUUUGUUUUGUUUUCUAGAGAUGUGAAUGUAAAUAUGUUUUUCGCCUUAAGAGGGCCAACUGUACAGUACUCUAUAGAUAUUUUGUGUGUGUUUGAUUUGGGGGAUUUGGUGCAUGAAGGGGGCUCCAUGAGUUUUGAAUUAGUAGAGCAGGAAUGUUAGUGUUCCUCUGUGUCCUAUCUGGGGUUGGGUAUUUUAUUUUAGGUCCAUCUCUUGUGUAUCGUGGGGGCUAGAAGCGGCAACAAGAAAAGUGCUCCCUCACUUUCAAUCCCAUUAGCUGUAACACACGAUAUAACCUGCACCACCUGAUCUUGCUUUACACUACUUUGAAAUGACAUCUAACUCAUAUGUAUAUGAUGUAAUGUCAGGUGGAGGAUUUCUUCUCAGCAGUUUCUAGCUGGAACCUUUCUGGGUUUCUUUGCACUGUGCCGUAACUUUUUGUUGGGACUCCCUUCGUCAUGGGUGAAACCCUCCUUUAUUAUCCCAGCAUACACAAAAAGUGAUUGGAUUAUUUCCCAAAGACCUAUGCAUGCUCCAUGGAAAUCAAUUAAUACAUCUAAUGAGACAGUAUGUGUAAAUGUAUAAAAAGAUGGCAUAGCAUUGUGUGAAGAGCAAAAUAAUCACAUGCAUUGAAAUGCCUUCUGGAAACUUCUUUGCCAAAAAUGAUGUGCCCUACCAGUAACUAACUGUAGGUGUGAUUUUUCUUGACUGUGUUUUUGUUACUAGGUCUAAGUUAUAUUAACUGCACUCUUUAGAGGAGAAACAGUAGUCAGUGGUAGUAUCUUAGUCCUGUGUCUAAUCAAGAGUGUUUUUUCUUUGUAAAGCCAGGGCAUUCACAUUGUUGUCACUGAAUCACAAGCACCCUCUCGUGGAGGAAACUAGAAGCUGUGGCUCAUGUGACCUCAGCAGUGAGCAGCACUGUACCAUGUUAACAGAAUGCUGUCUCCAGUUUCUAAACCCAGGCAUACUGUUCACAUGUUCGUCCCACCUUGCAUGUGUUUCUGAAGAGUAGAGACUGCUUUUUCUCUCAGUUUACACUGUUGUCAGAGGGUCACCGACAGUAAGAUAAUGGUAUACACAAUACUGUAUAUCUGUAAAGAGCAAAACUAGUUUGGUGAUGACAUUCUAUGAAAAGAUGAAAAAGGGGAAAACAGCUGUGACAUUGCGGGACAGCCUGGAUGUAAAUAAAGAAGCGCUUGCCAAAGUUUGUAAAUGCCAUGACAUCUGAUAGGUGUCUUUGUGUCCUCAUCGCCUCUGUGGUAACAUGAUGUUAAAGCUGCAUACAGUGUCAGUAAAAUGUUGCUCAACUCAACAGCUCAACUAAGAGUUAGGAUGAUGUGUGAUAAAUUUGGGAGAAACUAAAAUGGAAAUCCUCUCUUAAACUGAAUAAAUAUUCCCACAAUGUAACUGGGAUGUAAAAGGUGCCAUUAUCUCACAGUAAAAUAAUGGGAGUGACAUUUUUUCAA